This is a messenger RNA of Drosophila eugracilis, 1388 nucleotides long. Its product is annotated as dynein regulatory complex protein 9. Gene Ontology annotation, cellular component: motile cilium; cytoplasm. Lineage: Eukaryota; Metazoa; Arthropoda; Insecta; Diptera; Drosophilidae. The coding region runs from base 33 to 1388 and encodes 451 amino acids. Gene Ontology annotation, molecular function: protein binding. The transcript has a single exon. Gene Ontology annotation, biological process: cilium organization. The record is from RefSeq and is a predicted model, not a curated record.
UUUGGCCAGCACUCAUUUCGUUAUUAGUUGCCAUGUCCGAAGGAGGACCCACUGAGGAGCAAUUGCUUGAGCUUCGGCGCAUCCUUCUACUGACCGUUUAUAAAAACACUCUGAAUCAGCUGAUCCUGCAGCAGCGUUCCCAGCGCUUAAAUGCCAAGAAACCGAUUUCGUUGCCCGCUUCUCUGCGGAGACGUCGCAGUUCGUCGAUGGGUGAAAAGGAAAAACCUGAACGUAUUCUCAUAACGGGCAAGGUCCUUCCCCGUCUGGAGUCCCUGCUGGGUGAACCGGAGAAUGAUGCCGAUCUGUUGGAUGAAGAUGUCCUGAAUGCCUUGAAAUUUGAGAGGGAUAUGGAUGCCUUGCGAGCGAUUUUCGAAGUGGCCAUAAAUGAUCCGGAUUUGAAGGAGAAAAGUUUGACAGAUGUUAAGGAUUUGGUUUCGGAAGAUGAGAAAGCUUCUUUAGAAGAUGAUAAAGAUCUGGAUAGGACUUGUCAGAAUAUAACAAUCAUGAAUUUGCAAAUUAAUGAAGACCUGAGGUCAUUUGACGAUGAACAUUUGUUGGAUAUUAAGCCGGAUGUGGGUGAAGGGGAGGAAACGGAGUUAGUCGAGGGCAAAGAUUUCUUGCCUCAAGAAUCUAAAGAAGGAGAAUUGACUACACAGGGGGAUAUAGGUCUGGAAAAUCUAAGGAAAGCCAUAUCUGCCUUGGGUGGCAAUAAAAGCGAAGAGUCCCAGGCUGCUCAGCAGCUACAGGAGUCCAAGGACGAACUGAAAAAACUUAAAGAAGACCUCGAAACCGAAAAGCAUGUUACCAUGGAAAAGUUACAGGACCUGGAGGAACGCAUUGCCGACACGAAAUAUAAGCUCCGCUGUGUUUCCAGGGUCAAUGACCUUGAGUACAGCUUAGUACAACGAUGGGAGGAGGGUCGUCUGGCCCAAGGAACCAUUUGGGGUGAAAAUGCAGAACGGGCUUACUUACGAGAUAUUUUGGACAUCAAACAGAAGUUGGCACGUGAGGAGCGAGUCAGUGCUGAACUCCGUUCUUUUCGACAACGGGAAAUCCUGGAGUUGAAGGCAAAGAUUAAGCAAUGGCAGGAGCGGUACAUAAGCGAAAUCCGUCGGGUUGAUCGUGAAGCGGAAGCCUGGGAACUACGCAUCCUAGAACAGCAAAAGCUGCUUCAGCGGAACCGCGAGAUCUACGAAGAACGGAUGACCUAUGUCCAGGAGUAUCGGGCCCAAAAGGAGGAAGAGCAGCGGCUUCUUAAUCUCCAGAUUCAUCGCAUUGAGUGCGCUGUAAGACUGCAGGCCUGGUGGCGCGGUACCAUGGUCCGACGCGGUCUGGGACCGUUUAAGAAAAAACCCAAACGCGGCAAACGAGGAAAGCCCAAAAAAUAA